AUGAGAAAAGCUGAGGUGCAAAUGACCCUGAAAAAAGGGGCAGAUGAAGCAGUGGCACCACCAAGUCCCAUCAUCCCCCCAAAACGGUCCAAAGCGAGCCCAGAACAAGUUGUCCCGGAACCUCAAGGACCUGGUUACCACACCCCAACCCCGCCGGUUUUUACACGGAAAAUGAGGAACGCUGCUGUGGGGACAGGCUGUGACAUCCGUCUGAAGGUGACUGUGGCUGGAGAUCCGCAGCCCUCCCUGUAUUGGUACCAUAACGAUGAACUCCUCAACAUGGAGAACCAAGAGUACGGAGGGCUAUGGAUUAGGGAUUGCAAACCGAGUGAUGCUGGUCUCUACACCUGCAUUGCCAACAAUCACCUGGGAGAGGCUCGGAGCAGCGCUGUGCUUGCUGUACUGGAUCUGGGUGAAGAUUCUGAAACAACAGAAGAUGAAGGUGGAGACCAAUAUGAGACCAAAGAAGAUAGCGGGGAUGUUGAGGACCAGGCUGUGCCUGCAGUGAUGGAAAAAUGUGCUGAGGAUGUCAGUAAAACACAUGGACAUGAAGAUCACUCUAACAGGAGCCAGUCUGAGGAUUUUUCAAGAGAAUCUCCCACACAAGUUCUCCCACCCCCAUCUCCAAGACUGGUCAAACGCACCUCCACCUCUCCAAUGCCAAGUCGCUCUGGUUCAACUACUCCUCUUAGCCUGCGGAAGAAAAUCGUUGUGCCAACUGAAUACCAAGACACAGUGCCCGGGGAGUUUGAAGAAAAGGUUAAGCAGCCAAAAUCUGUGUCCCAAAGUAACACCCAAGAUUCCCGACCACAGACUCCACUGAGUGAAUAUUCCAAGAAAGAAUUUACUCUUAGACCCUCUCCAAAGCUUACAAGGGCUAGUUCAAAGGUUUUUGAGAAGGUCCGUGGCUUAGAGGAGCGGAGACGGAGUCUUGAUAUUCCUGAAGGUUCCAUUUCGGGAAGAUCCUGGGCAGGGUUCAAUCGGGCUGGAUCUGUAGAUUCAGAUGAUGGAGGAAGCCAUUUGGGUAUCUCUAGAGAAAGUUCAAGGGAAGAUCUUAGGGAAGCUCUAAAAGAAGAUGCUGCUGAACGAAGGUCUAUGUUUAAACAGAGAGCUGCUUCGCUGGAAGAGAAACCUCGCUACUCUCAAAAAGUUCAGGACAUUGAAAACAAGUUUACUGAGGAGCUCCAACGCAUUAAAAAGCUUGUUGGUAAACCUCAUCUGAAGAAAUCGUUUUCAACUGAACAGCUAACCCUGAAGGUCAAGCAGCGCCAGCCUUUUAGGAAAAUUGAACCUAUUCCUCCUCAGGUCCUGCAAAAACUCCAAGAAAGGGAACGAGUCCAGUGGGCAAAAGAACAGAGAGAAAGGGAACUAAGUAAGCAACCGAUGCAGCAACAGCAGCAAACACAACAAGAGCAGAAAUCUCAACCUCAAAAGACAGCAGACACUGGUUUAACAGCUGUACCAGUUAGUAGAGUUGGAGAAGUUGCAGGCACCCCAGAGUCAAUGCAGUUAUCUGACUUACCAGGACAACGAUCGGUGAGAGAAUUCAAUAGAGUCAGCCCAGUUACAGAAAUUAUUCAACGAUCAUCAUCACCAGCAAUAUAUAAUCAACACAGGGAAGAUUCACCAAGCAGAAAUGUUACAGAGAUGACAUUGCGCAAAGUUGAACGAAGGCCACCGAGUCCUCUUGUACAAAGGGUAUCUCGAAUGCAAGAAUCCCCACACAUCCAAGAGUCUCCUGUACAAACAUCGCAAAAGGAUGAGACUUCGGGGAGAAAGACACCAAUAGAAGUUGCAGUAAGAAAAAUUGAAAACAGACCUGAGAGUCCUCUGGUACAAAAAAGGCCCAUCAUUGUGCAAGAUCUUGCCCCUUCAAAACCUCCAAGAAUAUCACCAAGCUCUCCAACAGAGGAGAAAAUGGAAGUGGAACUUUCUAAACCAAUCUCUAAGAUUAAGGUACCUACAAUUAUUGUUGAAGAUGAAAAAAUGGAAGAGGAUGUUCCUGUAAGCACAAGUGAGCCUAAACAGAAGCGUGCUGGUGCCAAAGAGGGACAACAGCAAAAGUCCAGAGGAAAGAACCGUCGUACACGACCCCUGUCUCCAGAGUUAGAUUCUUCAGAUGAUUCUUAUGUGUCUGCCGGAGAAGACCCCAUGGAGGCUCCUGUGUUUGAGUUUCCCCUCCAGGAUACUGUAGCAUCUGCUGGUGCAGAUGUACUGCUAAGAACUAUAAUUGCUGGAACCCCUAGUCCUGAAGUCACCUGGACUAAAGACAACACUGAGGUCACUGGGAUUGCAAAUUAUGCAGUCAAAGUGGAGGGUGAACGACAUAGUCUUCUCAUCAAAUCAGCUAAAAUAAGUGAUGGGGGAAGAUACUGUGUAACUGCUGUUAAUCAGAUGGGAAGAGCUUCAAGCAGUGCCACUCUUAUAGUUAAAGCAGAUUCUGUGCAGGAACCAAAGGGAAACUUGGGUGUUCCUAUGGAUAUCAGCAGCCCUAUUACAUCUGAUGAAGAGUAUCUCAGCCCCAUGGAAGAAGUCAUGGACUUUGGAGGGCCAGAGCCAAGGCGAACUAUUGACACACGUUUUAGGAAACCCCCUGCAUUCUUGGUAACAAUGAGUGAUCAAGCUGUCAUUGAGGGACAGGAAGUCACCAUGUCUGUCCGAAUAAGUGGACAACCCAAACCUAUGCUGUAUUGGCUGAGGGACAGAGUGACGGUAAAAACAGGCCCACGUCACAUUGUACGUGAGAUGAAGGAUGGCGCCUUUGAAAUGACAAUCAAGUCGGCAGUGAAGUCAGACUCUGGGAUUUACACUUGUAGGAUUAUUAAUGAGUAUGGGACGAAGCAGUGUGAAGCAAAACUGGAGGUGAAAGCACCACCAGUGGAGCCAGGUCUCGCAGUUAUCCGGGCAGUCAGGGACAUCACAGCCAAAGCUGGUGAGACUGUUUUGUUUGAGUGUCACGUCAUUGGACCAAAGGACACGGAUGUGGACUGGCUUGCAGAUGGGAAACUGAUCCAGCCAGCUUUGCUCAACUGUAAAAUGCACUUUGAUGGAAGAAAGUGCCGCCUGCUGCUUAACUCUGUACAUGAAGAUGAUAGCGGAACAUACAUGUGCAAACUCAGCACAGCUAAAGAGGAAGUGACCUCAUGUGGCAAACUCAAAGUCAUCCCCUCCCUCGAACCUCUCUUUACUCGCAAUUUGGAUGUUUUGGAAGUAAUUGAGGGGCGCAACGCUCGAUUUGACUGCAAAGUCAGUGGGACGCCACCUCCUAAAGUCACCUGGAGCCACUUUGAUCAUUUACUUACAGAAAGUGAGGACAUUCGUAUUCUUCAGGAGGGUGGCCGCCAUUCUCUCGUCAUUUCUCACGUCACCAGCGAUGAUGAGGGUUUUUACACUGUCAGAGCCCGUAACAGUCACGGCGAGGCAGAGAGCUCUGCUGAACUUUACAUACAGGAGCCGCGUCCAGCCAUCUCCUCACAGAUGGCUAAAUUGGAGAAAAUGCCCUCCAUACCUGAAGAGCCAGAGGUCCCAGAGAAUGAGGUGGAGCGUUUCACCAUGCCUGACUUCAUCAAACCCCUUUAUGACCUGGAUGUGAUUGAGGGAAAAGAGGCUGUGCUCAAAUGCAAAGUGGCUGGUUUGCCGUAUCCAACUAUCGCCUGGUUCCACAAUGGAAAGAGGAUUGAAAGCACAGAGGACAGAAAGAUGACACAGUUUCGUGAUGUUCACAGCCUGGUCAUCCGCUCUGUGUGCCAUGCCCACGGUGGUGUCUACAAGAGUGUCAUCUCUAACAAAGUUGGGAAGGCCACCUGCUAUGCUCAUCUCUACGUUACAGACAUCCUCCCUGACCCACCUGAUGGGACUCCAGUCAUAGAAUCCAUUACUGGCAAAACCAUCACCUUGAGCUGGAAGAAACCAAGGAGGCUGGACCCUUCCAUUGAUCCCAGCUCUUUGAUGUAUGCCAUCCAACAGCAAGCCUUAGGCUCCAUCCAGUGGAUCAUCAUAGCUUCAGGCCUGAAGGAGACAACUUACACCAUCACAACACUCUCCAAAGGUGUGCGCUAUGCUUUCAGGGUACUCACCAUCACCUCCAAGGCUUUCAGCAAGCCCUCACCAGCUACUGACCCAGUGCAGCUCCUGGACAGAGGUCCUUAUCUGCAGGAGGCUCCAGUGAUUAUCGAUAAGCCAGAAACUGUAUAUGUGAUGGAAAACCAGUCGGUCACUAUCUCGAUGACUCUCAAUCAUGUUAAUGCUUCAGUCAUCUGGAAAAGGAGAGGAGUGGUCCUGGCCAACAAGCCAGGCCUGUAUGAGAUGACAAUGCCAGAUGACGACCAGCACACGCUGAAGCUGCUGAAAGUGAAGAGUGCUGACAUCGGAGAGAUGGAGUUUGUGGCCUCCAAUAAGUAUGGCAGUGACAGCUGCAAAUUCAUUGUGGAGAUGGCAGCUCCACCAACAUUUGAGACCAUUAUGGAAGAUUUGGAUGUUUGUGCUGGGGAUACCCCUCGCUUUGCUGUGGUCGUGGAGGGAAAACCCAUCCCUGACAUCUUGUGGUUCAAGAAUGAUAUCCUGCUGUCAGAGAGCAGUCAUUACACGUUUGUGUAUGAUGAUAAUGAAUGCUCCCUGGUGGUUCUAAAUGCUCGUCUGGAAGACUCCGGGGUUUACACCUGCACAGCAAGGAACUUAGCUGGAUCUGUAUCCUGUAAAGCUGAACUCACCAUUCAUGAAGCUAAAAGUAAAGAAGAUCCCAUGGACGAUGAGGAAACUAUUCUAAGGAAAAUGCGCCGACUGACUGAUUACUAUGACAUCCACAAGGAAAUUGGAAGAGGUGCUUUUUCCUAUGUGAAACGUGUGACCCAGAAGGCAGACAAGAUGGAGCACGCUGCAAAGUUUAUUUCCACGCGGGCCAAGAAGAAGACAUCCGCUCUGAGAGAGAUGAAGCUGCUUUCCAAGCUGGACCACGAGAGAGUGCUUUACUUUCAUGAUGCCUUUGAGAAGAAGAAUGCUGUUGUCAUCAUCACUGAAAUAUGCCACGAGGAGCUGCUUGACAGAUUUACAAGAAAAUCUACAGUAAUGGAGUCUGAUGUUCGUUCAUGUAUUAGACAACUUCUUGAAGGAUUGGACUACCUUCAUCAUUUGAACAUCAUACACCUGGACAUCAAGCCUGAAAACAUCCUCAUGGCGGACCCCCAUGGUGAUCAAAUCCGACUCUGUGAUUUUGGCAACGCGGUGGAGAUCACACCUGAUGAAGCUCAAUACUGCAAAUAUGGCACACCAGAAUUUGUUGCACCAGAAAUUGUCAAUCAGAGCCCCGUGUCAAAAGCAACAGAUAUAUGGCCUGUUGGAGUAAUAGCAUAUCUGUGUCUCACCAGUGUAUCUCCAUUUGCUGGCGAGAAUGAUCGCAGCUCUGUACUGAACAUCAGAAACUAUAACGUGGCUUUUGAGGAGAGCAUGUUUGCCGAUCUUUGCCGAGAAGCUAAAGGGUUCAUCAUAAAGCUGCUGGUGGCUGACAGACUGCGACCAGACACCCAGGAAUGUCUCAGACACCCCUGGUUCAAGACCCUUAGUAAGGGGAAGGCCAUAAGUACAGAGGCCUUAAAGAAAUUUGUAUCUCGCAGGAGGUGGCAGCGUUCUCUGAUCAGCUAUAAAUCCAAAAUGGUCAUGAGGUCCAUACCCGAAUUGCUAAAUGAUUCCUCCAGCCAUGUUUCCAUCGCAAUUCCCAGGCACCUUAAAGAGGGUUCGCCACCGCCAUCAUCUUCCUCUGAUUCUGAUGAGGACAUAGAUGAACUACCUUUUAUUCCAAUGCCACUUAACAUGGACUUCUCUGGAUCAAGGAUGUCACUGAAUGACAUUCAGACCAGUGAGCAGGAGGCAGGGAAGCAGAACGGAGCAAGUAACUGGUCUGGGUCUUCUGUUCAAGGCCAGGAGGCAAUGGAGUGUGAUCCCAAAGAAAUGGAUAAAGAAGGACUUGAAGUAGGAGGCAAAGGCCGCCUGAGGAAAAGAUCAUCACAACCCAAUGAAAAGGGUUCUUCAGAUGAGGAAGAAUCACCUGCUGAAUUGCCCCAAAAAUCAGAGCUGUCUAGAAAACCACUGAGACGAGGUUCAAGCAUGGAGUCAGACAAACCAGAAGGUGGACGACGAAGAGGAGAGCUAAGGCGUGGUGGCUCAGCUGAUAGUGCAUUGAUGCUUCGGAUUACACCAGAAGAAGCACCUGGAGAAGGAAGUCAAGAUGAUGGCAGAAGAGUUCUGAAGAAAGCUGUCUCUAUGGAACUACCAAAAAGGAGCACCAGCCCAGGAACUGCCAAGAUGAGCCAAGAAGACUAUGCUCUCAAACUGGAGCUGAUGAGGCAACGACUGCUUCGUGGUGGCUCUGUGGACAACAAGAUGAGUGGACUGAGAGGACCUCUGUUGGAAACAUUAGGAAUGGGAGAUGAAAAACGUGCAGUGUCCUCAGAUCGGUAUUCUCGUACAGUCCGUUUGGGCCCACCUCCACUAACAAGAGCUGCAUCCAGUGAUUUCCCAAGGGAUGAAGUUCCUAAACCAAAAGUUUUGCGCAAAAGCACUUCUUUCAGUCAGGGGGAUUCAGAACCCAUACCUUUACACCGCCGUUCAGGAGCUCCUCUGGAGAUUCCCUUGGCACAGAUAGAAGAGAGAAGGCUCAAGGAAGCUAUAUCUAUGUCAUCUCUAACAGAGCAAACCAAGCUAGACUCCCGCCCAGUGACUCCCAGGGAGCCUUCACCAAAACCGCCAACACCAGAGUCGGUUUUGCAGGAAAGUCCAACCAAAACUGAGAGUGAGGAAUCGUUUUUGGAAAAAGAGAUAAAGCCAGAUGAGACUAUAAGUGAAAAGAUGGAAGGGCUGACCACAGAUAGCAAUUUUGAUGAGAGAUCAAGCACCAGUGGAUUCUCAGAGAAGGACAUGAGUAUUUCAGAAGAACCAAUGAUGGAAUCAGAGUCUGUAGGUCAGAGAAUUCCUACACCUCCUUCUAUGGUCCAAAGUCCUGCAUUGGAAGAGAAAAUGGAAGAGGAAGAAGAGGGAGAAAAGAAGCAUGAAGAAAAGGAAGAGUUAAUGAAAGAAGAAGAGGAAAGAGUUGAUACUGUCACUGAAUCAAACACUAAGGAAAACGUAAAAGUUGCUAUAGAACAUAUAGAAGAGAAAGUAACUAUCCCUGAGAAAUCCCCUGAGGUGACAAUAACCACAAGCUCAUUUAUGCUGAGACCAACACAAGAAUAUUCCAUUUCCCCAGGAAAAGUUGUUUCAGCGUAUGUGACACCCUCGCUUCCUGCUCGAGUUGUUCUGCCAGAUGGAAGGACUUCAGCAUAUGCCAGUAUAAUGCAGACUAUGAUGGUCCCCACACUUCAGCCACUCAGUGAGCCACCGCUAAGCCCUUCUACACCUGUUGUUACUCCAACGAUUUCAUCAUCCCCAGUAUCAGCUGGUAUAUCUUCCCCUGCCAGCUCUGAAAUACCUGGUCCACCAAAGCCAGCCACCGUUUCAACCACUGAGCACCCUGCUGUAUAUUCCAGAGUAGCAUCACCAGAGAUGAUAACAAAAGAACCCACGCCACCCAAGACUGUUACAUAUUCUUCAGCCCAAGAAGGGCUUUUAGCAGGAGCAGACCUACAGGAUAUCACCUCUGAAGAGGUCUUUGAGGCACGCUUUAAAAAACGUGAAUCUUCUCUCACCAGAAGUCUAAAGUUUCUGUCACGCUCAAAGCAAGAUGAUGGAUUACAAGCUGCUGCAGAUUCUACAGAGAAAAGUGAAGAGAUAUACAGACCUGGGCCAACAGGUGCACCUUUAGAAUUAAAACCAAGAAGACUUGAGGAGAAGUCAAAGUCAGUCCAGGAUCUUCGUGAAGCUCAAAAGGACCAAGGCUUUAUGAGAAGGCUCUCAAUGCGCUUGAAGAGGACUCCAUCAACAGAGCGCAAAGAGGAAAUGAUGAAGGAAGAUGAUUCUGUUGCCUCAAGACGUAGGCUUUCUUGGACUCUUGGCCGAAGAGGGUCUCAGGAAAAGAAAGAAGUAGAGAUGUCAAGAAUGGAUGGGGGAACUGAUAGAUUGGUGGAAAAUGAUGAAAAAGAGAUUAAGAAACCAAAUGAAUCACCAGUGUUGGCAAUGCGCAGGAAAAUUGAAUCAACAGUUGCUGGGAUCUCUACAAGAAUCCGCAGCUACUCAGAGGAGAGAAGAGCAUCAGAAGAAAAGGAACCCAAGAGGACACCCAUUCUUUCCAUGCUUCGUCGUUCAACAUCAGAGAGCCGUGCAACGAAGGUUCCUCAGAACCAGCUAGCAUCUCAGGCCACUAAUGGUGCCUCAACCGAGUCUCUAGAGUCUAUGUCCAGCCUAAAAUCAGACACAGCAAAGGGCUUGGAGGCUGAGCGCAGAUCCCGCUGGGAUCGAUGGGGCCUGACUAGAGGGAGGCGAGAUAAGACAGUAUCACAGCCUGACAUACCAACAGCAAUCUCCAGAGAUAGUAGCUCCUUACGUUCACGCCAAUACUCCAAACUGGCUUCUGAUUUCCCUCCAGUAUUCCAUAUCAAACUGAGAGAUCAUGUGCUGCUGGAGGGAGAUCCAGUGACACUCAGCUGUUUGCCAGCUGGAAGUCCCCACCCACACAUUACCUGGAUGAAAGAUAAGAAGCCCCUAGAGAUUGAUGCCAGGAUGAAUAUGAUUGCUUGUCCUGAUGGCCGGCAGCUGCUGAUGAUCAUGCAGACCACCAAAAAGGACGCAGGGGUCUAUGAAUGUGUGGCUACGAACCCGCUGGCCUCAGUAUCAAGCUCUUGCACAAUAUCUCUUGCACGCCUGCCCAACCGUCCUGGGACCCCAGAGAUUCCUCAGAAAUACAACAACACUGCACUGGUUCUGUGGAGGCCUUCAGACACAAUGGCCCCCUGCACAUACUCUCUGGAGAGGCGAGCAGAGGGUCUGUGUUUGCAAUAAUUCUGUAAUCUAGAUGAACACUGCUGUGAGACCAACUGGCUGAUUGUGGCCACUGGGAUAGCAGACUGUUAUUACAAUGUGACUGACUUACCAGCAGGGGGCUCCUUCAGAUUCAGGGUGGCAUGUGUCAACAAAGCUGGCCAGGGCCCCUACAGCAACCUCUCAAAGGUCUUGAGCAUGGAUGCCUCAGAACCAGCUAAAUCCAGUGCCACAGUAGUGGUGAAGACUGUUCCUGCAAUUUCUCCUCCUCCCCCUGCUGUAAUGAUGUCAUCCAUGAAAGUGCCUCCCAUGAAACUAGCUCCCAGUAAAUCCACAACAGUGACAAAUGCCCAACUUGCCCCUCCAUCAACAUCAGCUCCUGCUCCACCUUUGGUUAAAUCUGCCUCUCCAGUAACCACCAGUCCUGCUGUUAGUACUGCCCCGGCAGAGCAGGCUCCUGUUAAGACCACAACAACUGCCCAAGCCCCGCCAGCCAAAGCCAAGAGCUCUAUUAGCAUCAGUGUGAGCAAACCCCAGACAAAACUAACACCCCCGCCUGUUGUUCCACCCAAACCUCAGAGUCCAGUACAUACUGUCCCCCAGUUGACCAACAAACCUCCCUCCCCUGUUCCACCACCUGCACCUAUAAUAGGGAAACCUAUUUCAUCUGUGCCAAUGUAUGUGCCAGCUGCCACUGCUCGUGCUACUCCACCUUCCCAAACUACUUCCACCCCAACAACUACCACCCCUUCAGUCACUCCCGCAACCAUCUCCCCACCCGUGGUGGUGGUGCAGAGCUUGACACCAGUGUUGCAAGGAGGGGACACCCGCUCUACCCCAUCUGGACGGAUCACUCCAUCAGGACGGAUCACACCAUCAGGACGUAGGACCCCACUGGGGAAGCCUGGAGAGGGAUCUCUGCGUCAGGGAGUUCCACAGAAACCGUAUACAUUCAUGGAUGAGAAAGCAAGAGGUCGGUUUGGUGUGAUCCGUGAAUGUCGAGAGAACGCCACAGGCAACCUUUUCAUGGCUAAGAUUGUUCCAUAUGAGGCAGACAGCAAGCAGGCAGUGCUGCAGGAAUAUGACAUUCUCAAGUCGCUUCAUCACGAAAGGAUCAUGGCUCUACACGAAGCCUAUGUCACACCACGCUACCUGGUGCUUAUCUCUGAGUACUGCAGUGGGAAGGAGCUGCUCUACAGCCUUAUAGAUAGAUUCCGUUACUCGGAGGACGAUGUGGUAACCUAUGUCGUGCAGAUCCUCCAAGGUUUGGACUACCUCCACGCUCGACGCAUCCUCCACCUGGACAUCAAGCCGGACAAUAUCAUUGUCACCUAUAUGAAUGUCAUCAAGAUCAUUGACUUUGGCAGUUCUCAGACAUACAACCCUCUCUUCCUGAAGCAAUUCAGUCCUCCUGUUGGAACACUGGAGUACAUGUCUCCAGAGAUGUUGAAAGGGGAUGUUGUGGGCCCUCCAGCUGACAUCUGGAGUGUAGGCGUGCUUACUUUCAUCAUGUUGAGCGGCAGGUCGGCUUUCAUGGAUAAUGAUCCUCAGGAGACUGAAGCCAGAAUCCAGGCAGCAAAGUUUGACCUCUCUAAACUUUACCAGAAUGUGUCCCAAAGUGCCUCUCUGUUUCUUAAAAAGAUCCUCUGUAGCUACCCAUGGGCCCGUCCAUCCAUCAAGGACUGCUUCAGCAACUCCUGGCUUCAAGAUGCCUACUUGAUGCGCCUUCGUAGGCAAACUCUUACCUUUACAACCACCCGUCUCAAGGAAUUCUUGGCUGACCAGCAGCGCAGGCGAGCGGAGGUGGCAACCAAGCACAAAGUUCUCCUGCGGUCUUACCAGAGCUCGCCACAAACCCCCACUAGCCCUGCCACACCGAAUGUGCCAGUAUCACCCACUGAACCUGUCACCUAGUGAAAAGAACUUCCACACACCAUUGUGGCAGGACUUCAUGGUGGGAAUGGGGGGCAAACAUCCUCCAAGCGAGAUCAAACUUGAGGCUACAGUGAGGUGGUCCCUCCAGGUCUGACUUGAACUUAAUCAGAAGAAGAAAAACUCACAAAACCAGCAAUGGCUGUGAUCUACAGAAACAUAAUUUCUAUUUCUUAUCUGGUUCUAAAAGAGAAUCUAAUGCAUUAAGGAACUCUCUGAAAGAGCCUGACUGCAUUUUGUAUACCGUGAACCUUGUUCAUACAGGGCAGGCUGUUCUUUUCAAGCUAGUACCUCAAGGUUUGCAACUUUGCAAACAUUUUUGAAUUAAUUCCUUUCUUACUGUUGGCUGAACAUUGUAAAGAGAGGAAAAACAAAUAGAGUGUGGUAACCGGCCAUAAUUUAGUAGAAAAGCUCAUUUAAUUCCUCAGCAAAAAGCUCUUA
This is a messenger RNA of Pelmatolapia mariae (spotted tilapia), 11277 nucleotides long. It is a transcript of the gene spegb, whose product is annotated as striated muscle enriched protein kinase b. The transcript has 41 exons. Gene Ontology annotation, molecular function: ATP binding; protein kinase activity; protein binding. Lineage: Eukaryota; Metazoa; Chordata; Actinopteri; Cichliformes; Cichlidae. Gene Ontology annotation, biological process: protein phosphorylation. The record is from RefSeq and is a predicted model, not a curated record.